UUCCCUCUCAGUUCGCCUACGCAGCGCUGCGGUGACACACAGAGUCUCCGAGCCGAGCUAGGCGCACUUUUCCCCGGGUAAAAGCUCUCGCUGGCUGCCUGCUUCGCGAGAUCCGCGCGGCAGUCAUGGCGGGGGCGCCGCUAGCCCAUUUCGACGAGGACUGGCAGGACUUUUACGAAUUCAAGCCGUCGUCCGCCGCCGAGCUGGACCAGCUCAACUCCAAUGUGGCCGAGUACCCGUCGACGGGCCUGGACGACUUCUCCGACCUGGACAACAGUUUCUCGGGGGAGAUUUGCAGCUUCAAGUCGAUGGAAGACCUCGUCCACGACUUUGACGAAAAGCUGACCGUGUGCUUCCGAAACUACAACACCGCUACGGAGCACAUAGCGCCCAUUAAACCCAUCACGGAGGAUAAUUACUUGAAAGACGACGAGGUAUGGAACACUCUGACUGACAACUAUGGCAACGUGAUGCCCGUUGACUGGAAGACGUCACACACCCGCUCCCUCCACCUGCCCACACUUAACCUCAACGAGCACAAGAAGUUAGACAACCAGUCUUUGGAUCUGUCAGAUGACGAGGAGCUGAGGGAGCAGAUGGAUAUGCAUUCCAUCAUUGUGUCCUGCAUCAAUGAUGAGCCACUCUUCACUGCCGAGCAGGUGAUCGAGGAGAUAGAGGAGAUGAUGCAAGAGUCUCCCGACCCUGACGACGACGAAAGCCCCUCCCAGUCAGACCUGUCCAUGCUAUCUACUGACGUCCACGGCCUGAAGCGCUCCGGUUCCGAUACCAGCUAUGAGGAUCGGUUGCGUCAGCUGUCUGUGUCGGAGCUGACGGAGACUCUGGAGGAGGUGGAGACGGCCAUUGGUAGCUACAGCGAAGAGCUCAUUCAGGCUCUGGCCCUGCGAGAUGAGCUGGAGUACGAGAAAGAGGUGAAGAACAGCUUCAUCUCACUGCUCAUUGACGUACAGAACAGACAGAAGGAGCACCGCGAGCUGCUGCGUAAGAAGAAGAAAAUUCGCAGCACGACUUCCACCACCGGAGCCAACGGCCAGAGAACCACCAGCACACACGUCCAUGGCACGCUCCUCACUCUGGAGGGACUCUCCAAUGUCAUUCAAAAUGGCCUCCGCCAAACUUUUGGCACCGCAGGAGGGGACAAACAGUACCUGACAACAGUCAUCCCCUAUGAGAAGAAAAUGGGCUCCCCUUCAGUGGAAGACCUCCAGAUCCUAUCAAAGAUCCUUCAUGCCAUGAGGGAGGACAGCGAGAAGGUACCGGCCUCCUCACAGACUACAUUCUCAAAGCCCUGGUAUGAGAGCGCAGGACGCUGAGUUCUUUGUCCCACGUAAAUCUCCAAAGGAGUGACAUCGGGCUGAAUCUUGGAUAACUUUUUAACACAGACUUUCUUACCUUUUUUGCAUUUUUACCUGGACUCUACUUUCCUCACGUUUUAACCAUCAAACCUGACUUCUCCAUGGAUGCCGCUGAGCAGUAUUAUUAGUCUUCACACCUCCAUGUGACUCUUAAUAUUAUUCCACUGGCUUCUCCAGCAAGGGAAAUGGGGCUUUUGUCCUCAAAGAAGGGAAACAAGCGCUGGCGAGAGAGCUCUCCAUGGCGGUAGAGGGACAACAACUCCAGCUAAAGCUCUACGUGUUAGCCUCCCACAUCGCACUUUGCUCGCUAAUGGCUGAAUGUUGACAUGAGAUCAUUUGUCCGCCUCUCAAUUGAAAUAAGGGAAAGGACUUUGAGUAUGAGCCGAACGAACAAGAAUAGUGAACUCGUGCCCAUUUUACCUCCAGCAUUGUGUUAGCUAGCUAGGCUUGCCUGAGACUACGUAGCGUUGUUAAGUGUUUAGUCAUUCAGAUUUCCCAACUUGUGUUUGUUGCAUCUUCAGACAUAAUUGUAGUGAUCAGCUUAUGCAGUACAUGUAUUUGUUAGCGUCAGGCAAGCUGUUGGUAGCACUUCGUGUUGGCAUGAUGUCUGCAUUUUACCCAUCGUCACCAGUGAUGACGCGUAUCGUAAGAACAGCAUUUUGCUAACUUUCCGCUAACACGUUAAGUUGUUGUAGCUUGCCACCUGAAGGGCAGCUUUUGUUUCUCCUGUUUAAAGGGACAGUCCACCAACAAUACAAUACAUUUUUUUGAACUUGUUAAAACACACUACUCUGGCAACUAAAAGCCAGAUCAAUUGCACUUUCAGGUACAAUGUUUUAACUUAGCAUUACGGUGUUGUGAUCCUUGUGGGUGGAGCUUAAAGUAAGAUGCUAAUGUUUACGUUAUGGAGAAAAGGGGGCAUCUGUGGAAAUAGAACGGUGUGCUUUUAAACAUUUGAAACAAAGACAAAAGGAUAGCGUUUUAUAGAUUUAUUUUUACAUAAACUGUGAUGUGCUGCCUCCACUUUAUGAACCUCCUGUUGAUUAAAAUAGAUUCUGAUGACUUGAGGCUGGAAUUUUAAGUCUUAUCUAGCAAAAAAAAAUUAUCGAUUUAGUGUAAUCAGCAGAUACCGCGCACACAAACAUAUUUUUAUUCCAUUUGAAAACAGGAAAUGUGGUUUUCUACCAAUCAGUGUAACUGCAAUUUUAGAGAUUUAUAUUUAUAUACAACACAAAAACACACAAUAAAAGAGACUGCCUUUGUAAAAAUGUUGUACAUGAACUCCUUUUAAUUGUUGUAUUGUUAUAGAAUUCCGACCCGUUUGGGAUUGUAAUGUUUACUCUCACGUGGUACUGCAGUAUCUUAAUUUAUUGUUACUGUUUUUGUUUAUUUUGUUACCAUUCAGUCCACUCUAGAGGUUGAAAAGUGUUUUGUGGCCACAUUGCACCUCAUUUCAAAUAAAUGAAUAAGUGAAAGAAGA
Molecule: messenger RNA, 2853 nt
Organism: Nerophis ophidion (straightnose pipefish)
Lineage: Eukaryota; Metazoa; Chordata; Actinopteri; Syngnathiformes; Syngnathidae
Gene: fez2b
Product: fasciculation and elongation protein zeta 2b
Exons: 11
Coding region: 126-1331 (401 amino acids)
Cellular component (GO): axon; cytoplasm
Source: RefSeq, a predicted model, not a curated record